UUAUCAACUGGACAUAAAAUAUUUGUUGAAAGUACUUUAACUUUUUAUGAUGAUAGUUGUCAUUUUUCUGGAUAACAAGUCAGCGUGAAAUAUUUGGAUACUAUUUUUCUAAGUGUUGUUGUUUUCUCAGUUUGGUAUUUAGACAUGUCUUCCAGGUCAUUCAGCAUUGAUGCUUUAUUAUCGAGAGAAAAAUCAACUACUGUGUCACCACCGAGUAUAACGAAACAUGACAAUUCUACGAAGAGUUCACCAGAAUCUAACUGCUCUAGUCGGUGUACCAGUCCAGAAUCUAGUUUGUCACCCAAUAGCGGACAUUCAACCAUUAUUCCUAGACCAGGAUUAUUAAACUCACAUCAGCAUCAAGCAAUGAUGCAAGCUAAUGCACUGCAAAUGCAGGGACUGAUGAAUGGACAUCAAUUUUAUGGACCAACAAUAGGUCAUAACGGUAUGCCAAUGUUUUCAGGUAGUGCGUUCCAUAGUCCUGCAGAACAUGCCUUGAAAAUGUCACAAGCUCAACAUAUCCAUCCCUACAUCAAUGAAUGGUUUGCAAGAGGUGGGAUGUUGAUGCCAAGAAUGAUGGACUAUGCUGCUCAGCAACAAUCAAAUCUUCUUGGAAAAACUCGUCGUCCUCGUACAGCAUUUACCAGCCAACAACUACUAGAACUGGAAAGACAAUUCAAGAUGAACAAAUACUUAUCAAGACCCAAACGGUUCGAAGUUGCCACCUCCCUCAUGUUAACAGAAACACAGGUAAAAAUCUGGUUCCAAAACAGACGAAUGAAGUGGAAAAGAAGCAAGAAGUCAACAAAUGAAGUCACGCGUAGACCGGAAGACGGUAAAAGGACUGAUAAAAACGAAAGCGAAAUUUCAAAUGAACAUAUUUCAGAAAAUAUGGACUUAUUUCAAAUGGACGAUGAGUCUGAUAUAGACAUAGAUGAUGUUGAUAGUGAUUCAAAUGAUGAACACCUAAUGACAAUGGACAACAUUUCAAAAACACAUUCAGAUCUCUUGCGCAUGACUGCAUCAGAUUUUCCGAUCAACCAAUACAAUAGUUUGUUACAGACUGGACCAGUGUCAACCUCGUGACAUCAUAACAUUAUACUUUACAAGAUGUCCAAUCUUUCCCACUACGGGCAUAGAUCACUUCUAAUGUCAGAAUGAACAAGUUUUUUGUCAGUAUGUAGCAAGAUAUCGGAAAACGUUACAAGUUGUUGAAAAUUCUUGUCUCUGAAUUAGAUAUAGUCUCAAAGAUUUUGGCAACAAGAUACAUAUACGUGAACUGUAAAUGUCAGUGAUCAUUGUAGACCUAUAAAAUUGCGUCCACAAAACCAUUGCCAUAUUCAUAGUGCUGUUGUUAUGUAAA
This is a messenger RNA of Mytilus californianus (California mussel), 1363 nucleotides long. Its product is annotated as motor neuron and pancreas homeobox protein 1-like. Gene Ontology annotation, cellular component: nucleus. The transcript has 3 exons. The record is from RefSeq and is a predicted model, not a curated record. NCBI's taxonomy places the organism in Eukaryota, Metazoa, Mollusca, Bivalvia, Mytilida, Mytilidae. Gene Ontology annotation, molecular function: sequence-specific double-stranded DNA binding; DNA-binding transcription factor activity, RNA polymerase II-specific. Gene Ontology annotation, biological process: central nervous system development; regulation of DNA-templated transcription; neuron projection morphogenesis. The coding region runs from base 145 to 1086 and encodes 313 amino acids.